AAAUAAUAUAAAAUUAAGUAAUAAAGUCGCAUUUAUUAAAAAAGAAAUUAUGUAGGCAGGUAGGAAGAAGACAUAAACGAGUCAUCGAGUUAACCUUUCAGGUAAUGGAAAACACUAGCUUCUGAUUGGUCUGUUCAUACAGGUGAGACAGGGAUAACAGUCUUUUAUAACCAUUUUCUCAUACAUCCUAGUGUUAUUUUACAUACUUUAAGUAUCAACGGUGCAUAGAGUUCAUCCAUUGUCAGUACAGACGCCAUCAUGCCUGUUUUAGGAAGGUGUUGGUCUCCAUUUACGUUGUAUUCGUGGUCUAGUGUGAAAUUGGGAAGUUAUUAUGCUGCUAUUUAUACGGCGAUAAUUCAUGUUUUAUUUAUAACGUAUGCUAUUUAUGUCAUGGGUGGUGGUGAUUCCGACGAAUUCUACAGUCCUUACUUUGAACUUGAUUAUAAAGCUUCUAAAUUGCCUCCUUUCAACGAAAAUCGUUGUAUGUUUUUCCCUUGGAUGGUUGGCAUAACAAUAGAAAUUUUGUUAGUUCUAGCAUUCAGUCUAUGGGUUCUAGCAACAUAUUACAGAAAUGUGCUGCUCAAAGAGGCUCCUGCAGGCUAUACAAUAGGGGAUAUAACCUAUGAAAAAAGGGCAUCAUACAUUAUGCAGAAAGCUUCGAACUACGAUUUAAUGUCGGAUCAGCAAUCACACAAGGUGUGCUGA
Centruroides sculpturatus (bark scorpion) is the source of this 705-nucleotide messenger RNA. RefSeq lists its product as uncharacterized. Lineage: Eukaryota; Metazoa; Arthropoda; Arachnida; Scorpiones; Buthidae. The record is from RefSeq and is a predicted model, not a curated record. The coding region runs from base 259 to 705 and encodes 148 amino acids. The transcript has 6 exons.